AUUUAUUGGAGCGUCUUUCUCUCUUUAUAAACCACGCUCUGCAAGGUUUUGUCACACGCUGCUUUACUUGUGAAAACGCAAGAUGUCUUACGGAGCUGAACCAUCAACGUUUUACGUUGGCCAGGAACAUGUUGGCAGAAUUAUUGGCAAAGGUGGAAACCGAAUAAGGGAAAUUCAGGAUGAAAGCAAUUGUCAAAUCAAGAUUGAGAGUAGAAACAGUGAUGUAGAUGGUAAAGCCAGAGUUGAUUUGACUGGUUCAGAGGCCCAACAAGAGAAAGCUAAGGGUUUAAUCUUAGAUAUAUGUGAGCAAAGUAGAGAAGGUGGUUAUGGCGGAGGAAGAGGUGGUGGACGAGGUGGAGGAGGAGGUUAUGGUAGACGUGACGGUGGCUACGGAGGAGGACGUGACGGUGGAUACGGAGGUGGCAGAUACGGAGGAGGUGGAGGUGGUGGACGUGACAAUUACGGUGGUGGAGGAGGAGGAUGGUAGAUCCCUCUCUUUCUAAUUUUUUUCCUAAAUGUAAUUGACAAUAACACGCCUGCCAUACCUAUCUUCUAAAAAGACCAAUGUCUUGUAAAUGGACCAAUAUCCUGACUUUUUUUCAAGCAAUAGUACUUGCUAGUGUGUUUUUUUUUUUGUAUGAUUUCUGACCAGUGAUGUAUUUUAAUUCCCGACUUGAUAAAUGACUUGAUCUUGCAACAGCGGACACUGUUUUGUAUUUAAUAGAGUUGUCCCAACCAGAAUUGUGUAAAUAUUCCACCUCGACUUGAUAAUCCUAGUAAAGGACAACUGCAACUAAAACCAAUUUUAGUGGGACAAUUUUUACUUCAUGAACCUUAGCUUUGGAUGCGAGCCAUAAUUAUAUCAUUAUCAUAUGCCAUUAUACCUUGUAUUCAUUGUACAAAUUUACAUUGUUGGAAGCAACUCCUGAGUGUAAAAAGAUGUACAUAUAAUUAUAGUGCUAACUCGUAUGUGGAUGCUAACUAUCCAUACCAUUGCCCUAAGUAAUGCUCAUAUAUACUUGACUGACUGCUCCAGACAAACUUGAUAAUUCAGAAUAUUGACUCAGUAUUUUUAUUUUCGAAAUUGUGUUAAAUUAUCAUGUAAACUGCCAAGUUAUUACCUGAAUAAAUUUCUAAAGGC
Molecule: messenger RNA, 1141 nt
Organism: Lottia gigantea (owl limpet)
Lineage: Eukaryota; Metazoa; Mollusca; Gastropoda; Lottiidae
Exons: 4
Coding region: 83-487 (134 amino acids)
Molecular function (GO): RNA binding
Source: RefSeq, a predicted model, not a curated record